Molecule: messenger RNA, 3531 nt
Organism: Mesocricetus auratus (golden hamster)
Lineage: Eukaryota; Metazoa; Chordata; Mammalia; Rodentia; Cricetidae
Product: histone-lysine N-methyltransferase SETDB2
Biological process (GO): negative regulation of gene expression; heterochromatin organization
Cellular component (GO): nucleus
Molecular function (GO): zinc ion binding; histone H3K9 methyltransferase activity; DNA binding
Source: RefSeq, a predicted model, not a curated record
GCGUCUCUCGGUAGGUGGCUCCGGUGUGGGGUGUGCAGGGCGCGCUGCGGCUCAGCCGGGCUCUCACCCGCUCGUGCGGCAGGCUUGCAGUCGCGGGAGCUGAGGCGGCCCGGGCUGUCCGCUGCGUUUUCUCCCUCUGUCUUGGGGCGCUCGCCUUCGAGGCUGGUGGCCGUCUGUGAUGGGCUGUGGGCAGCGGAGGACAGCCUAAAACGCCGAAGCAGGACUCGAAGGAUUGAACACUGGUCCGUCCCACAGAACGUUUCAUGCAUUUGUGAACCAAAGCAUGGGAUUAAUUUCUGAUUUUGAAAAGACAGUGUCAGUGGUCCUGCUCCAGCUGUCAGUUUGGCAUUGAUGAGGAUGCUGUGCCUGUUUUGUGUGUAGUCGUUCUGAAAGUCUUCAAGCAUGGCUUCUAUUUGAAAACUCGAGUAUCAAAGAAUAUUAAGUAAUGGUGUAACAACAUACUCUGUGGACCAAGACUUCAUAGAGACUCCAUCUGGACUCCAAUCAAAGUGGUUCUCCUGACUCAUCAAAUUUUGAAGAAUUUUAUAUUAGUAACAUCAAAAGAUGGGAGAAAGAAAUGGUGAUGCAAGGACUUUCUGGAUGGAGUUACAAGAUGAUGGUAAAGUGGAUUUUAUGUUUGAAAGAACACAAGAUGUGCUGCAGUCUCUGAAACAGAAGAUAAAAGAUGGGUCUGCCACAAAUAGAGACUAUGUCCAAGCAAUGAUUCUUGUAAAUGAAGCAACUAUAAGUAACAGUCCAACAAAAGAUCAUAUACCUGUGACUCAGAAUGAACAGGAAAACAAAUCAAAUGCAUUUCCCUCUACAUCAUGUGAAAACUCCUUUCCUGAGGACUGUACCAUUCUAUCUACAGGAAACAAAGCAUCCCUACCUGAGAACAGUAAAGCUGCAGACCUGGGAGAGAAGGAAUCCCCUUUGAGUGUGACUUUCCAUAGCCACAUCUGCUCCAGCGCAUGUCUAAUGGAAAGACCACUGUCCUUGAAGGGAGAAAACCCUCUACAGCUACCCAUCAGAUUUCACUUCCAAAGACGACAUGCAAAGACAAACUCUCAUUCUUCUGCUCUUCACGUGAAUUAUAAAACGCCUUGUGGACGGAGUCUACGAAACAUAGAGGAAGUUUUUCAUUACCUUAUUGAGACAGGGUGUAACUUUUUAUUCACUGACAACUUUUCUUUCAAUACUUAUGUUCAAUUGACUCGGAAUUACCCAAAGCAAGAUGCAGUUGUUUCUAAUGUGGAUAUUAGUAAUGGAGUGGAAUCAGUGCCAAUUUCUUUCUGUAAUGAGAUUGACAAUAGGAAACUUCCACAGUUUAAGUACAGAAAGACAUUGUGGCCCCGAGCAAGCUAUCUAAAUUUUUCCAGCAUGUUUUCUGAUUCAUGUGACUGUUCUGAGGGAUGCAUAGACAUAGAAAAAUGUCCAUGUCUUCAGUUGACAGCAAAGAAUGCCAAAGCAUGUCCUUUGUCACUUGAUGGAGUGUGUACUGGAUAUAAAUAUAAAAGACUGCAGAGACUCAUACCUACUGGCAUUUAUGAAUGCAACCUAUUGUGCAAGUGUAACCGUCAGUUGUGUCAAAACCGAGUCGUCCAACAUGGUCCCCAGGUGAGGCUACAGGUGUUCAAAAGUGAGAAGAAGGGCUGGGGAGUACGCUGCCUGGAUGACAUUGACAGAGGGACAUUUGUGUGCAUUUACUCAGGAAGAUUACUAAGCAGAGUCACUCCUGAGAAAACUAAUACUGAUGAAAAUGGAAAAGAACAACAGAACAUUGUAAAAAAUAUGUUUUCCAAAAAGAGGAAAAUAGAUGUUAUAUGUUCAGAUUGUGAAACACAUCCUAUAAGUCCUGAAACUGAGAAAUGUCCCCCUAACCUUAACAGUGAUUUCAAAGAGCCUGUUACGGAAAUGAAUAGAAAUAUUUCAAGAACUCAGCGUCACUCAGUCAUUAUAAGCCCUAAAUUCAAGACAGCUGUUUUUCAUUACAAUGAGACCAACAAGGGAUUUGAUUCCUCAGAGUCUGCUGCCCCUGAAGAUAAGAAUGGAUGUAAACCAGCUCAAGAACACAUAUACUCUAAAGCUAGAGCUCACGUGAGUGUGUACGAGUGCAUGGAAAAGAUGGAAAAAAGGGUAUGUGCCCUCUGCCCCAAAGGCCAAGAUUGGAGUGUGAUAUACUUUGCACCAUCAGAGAAUAUAGCUGCUCAUGAAAAUUGUUUGCUGUAUUCAUCAGCACUGGUGGAGUGUGAGGACCAUGAUCACCUUAAUAAAGCUAGGAAUUUUGAUGUAAAAUCAGUAAAGAAAGAGAUCUGGAGAGGAAGAAGACUGAGAUGCACAUUUUGUAAUGAAGGAGGAGCCACCGUGGGAUGCGAUGAAAGAUCCUGUGCCAAGAAUUACCACUUUUUCUGUGCCAAGAAGGACAACGCAAUUCUCCAAGUUGAUGGAGCUAAAGGAACUUAUAAAUUAUUUUGCCAACAACAUGCUCCAGAACAACCAGGGACCAGUCAAAGUGGGACCAGUCAAAGUGUUUCUAUUUUAGCUGAGAGCCCAAGCUUGCUGAAAAAGAGAGGAAGGAAGAAACUCUUCCCAUCAGGCACCCCGGAACAGCCACCAAAGAAGUUGGGUAGACCCAAAAAACACGUGACAGAAGAGCCCCUCAGCCACAAAGAUGUAACUGGCCACAUUCCUUUUCUGAAGAAAUGCAAAGAAGCAGGACUUCUUAAUGAAUUAUUUGAAGGGAUACUAGAAAAACUUGAUUCAAUUCAAGGAAAACUCCUGAAUGAGACCGCUUCAGAAUCAGACUAUGAAGACAUUGAUACUUUACUGUUUGACUGUGAAUUGUUUGAAGACACAUUAAUAAAAUUCCAAGAAGUAAUACAGAGUAAAGCUUGUGAGCAGGAAGAAAGGCAGAGGCAGCUGACACAGCAGCUUAAGGCACUUGGUAACUUAGAACAAACCCUGUGCUCCUUUCAAGAAAAUGGAGUCCUGAACCACUCAAGUUCUUCUUCAAGAUCCCCACCACUUCGUAGGAACCACCAGUUCAAACGCCAGGAGUCUGCUGAUAUGCAAGCAGGCUCAGAAGACAGCCUAUGACAGACACAUGGGUCCCCACCCCUCCCUGACCUGCUUCUGCUGAUUGCUAUUUUAUACCUGACUGGGGGUUUGUCUCCUCUCUUGUCCUACUUGUCCUUGUCCAUAAAGACUGCUCUCAGGUCAACUGGAUGAGCUGAGAACAGAUCUUCACAUCCGUUCUCUGAGGGGCGAGGAAAUCUUUCUAUUGGUUGGUGCCUCCCCUUCCCACCCCAGUCAAUACCAGCGCCUUUGCACAUCCCGCUGUGAAAUCUUAGAACUUUCUCUUGCCUCUGCUGCCCCUCCAGUAGGUCUCACAAUAGCCUCCUCUCAGUACUAAUAACCCCAUUAGACUAGGGCAGAAACUCAUUCCCGUGGCUUACUUACUGUUAACCUGGGUUUCUGCUCACUACCACAUUUCCAAGACUUAGCAUUUUCAAUAAAAGUUUGUAAAAUACA